GCGCGACCGGAAGUGGCGUUUGUUGUGGUGGCGGUGGUGGCGGUGGUGGCGGUGGAGGAGGAGCGGCCAUGGUCUGCGAGAAGUGUGAGAAGAAACUCGGUACGGUCAUCACUCCCGAUACGUGGAAAGAUGGUGCGAGAAACACAACAGAAAGCGGUGGCCGCAAAUUAAAUGAAAACAAGGCAUUGACCUCAAAGAAGGCAAGGUUUGAUCCUUAUGGAAAGAACAAGUUUGCAAUAUGUCGGAUUUGCAAGAGUUCUGUCCAUCAGCCCGGGUCUCACUAUUGUCAAGGAUGUGCCUAUAAAAAAGGCAUCUGCUCAAUGUGUGGCAAGAAGGUCUUGGAUACGAAGAACUACAAGCAAACUUCUGUCUAAUUGUGUUGACUAGUCUUUUUAUGAACUUUAACUUCUGUGUCUUUGUACAGUAUUUUUCUCUACAAUUUUUUGUGAAUAUUACAUCCUGGGAGAUAAUACUUUUAAUGAGAUGAGAGGUAAAGACAGCCUUAUUGUUUGCCUAGAAAUGUACAUAAUAUUUGAUUUUUGUUGUUUUAGCACUUACUGCUAAUUGAUAUUUAAAGGUAAUGGUUUGCAGCAACUGAUACAACUUAAAGUCAAUGAGAAAUCCUAGUGGAUAAGUUGAAACAGUCACCAUAACAACACAGAUCUUUGAGAUUAAUGUUUUUUUUAUUUUUGCCCUAUCUUGAGUCUUCUACUUGACUGAUUGUAAUAUUUUAUAGAUGUAUAAAGUAUGAGCUUGCAUCACCUUAUUAAAGUAGUAUCUUCAUUUAGUUCUAUGCAUAUAGGUAUUUAUAAUUACUCUCACCCUGAACUGUUAAGUAUUGCUCUUCAGGUUUUAAUGCAAUUGUCCUGUUGAAUUUUGUUUCUGCCUACAGCACGGUUGGUUAAAUCAUAAAUAAUUAAUCUACUGAAAUGUGUUUUUCGCUGCCAAUUCUUACCUGGGCAGUUAGAAGACUGAUUAGCUGUUCCUUUGUGAGCCUCUAAGGAGACUUCAGGUUUGGCACCUGGUGGCCCAAGGCAAUAAAACAAUGAGCAUCAAUUUCUAAUGCCAGGUCUCAGCCUCAUCAUUUCCUAAGGUAGUCUGUCUGUUAAAUAAUUGGUUUGAAACUGGCUUUUGAAUUCUGUGAUGUAAUUGCUUAUAUACAUGUCAAAUCUGAAAAAUCAAAACAGGCUGCCUUCCCUUUAGCAUUGGUUUGAUGUGAAGUGAGCCUCUUUGAAUGAGAGAGGCUGAGUGUGGCUCUUUUUCUUUUGUGCUUUGAUUGGUUUCUACAUAAGAAGGCAAUUUCUGUUACUGACGGUAUCAAGUGUUCACUGUACAUGCAUUUUAAGGGUGUAGAAUGGUACUCCUAAUUCAUGGUGGGGUUUCUAACUAGACCUUUUUAAGUGUUUCCUUCUCCUAGCAAUCUCCUUUGUGGCACGCUUUUGUGACUUUCAACUGUGACAGAAAAAUUAUUCCGUAUGAAUAGAUACUCUGGUUUAGAUUUCCUUUUGUUCUCCUAUCUAUUACUGGGACAACUGCAUGACUAAUAGAGAAUGAAAAAUCGCUUUUCUUUCUAUAUUUUCGCCCACUGACACAUAGAAUACUGGUGAUAUUUGCUCUUAGCUCAUGCCAUGCCGUGGUUGUGCUGUAAGCAGCCUUCUGAAGGAGGUUGCCUAUCACCCCUAACUAUCCAUUUUUGAUUGAGCAUUUGUCAGCAAAGUUUCUUGUUCCAAAUGUCUUGACAUCUUGCAGUUGCUAAAAUGGUAAUUCUUUUCAGCAUUUUAUAUCUCCUAAGAAGCUUUGUCAGGGUAGUGAAAUAAGCUGGGUCCCCCAAAAGAAGAGAGGAAUGUUGCUGCUUUUCAUUUUAAAAGCUUCACCUACCUUGAUUGAAUAGGGUUACAUGGAUUAGCUAACUGGUGAUAGCUGGCAUCCUGCAAAGUUAUUUCCGCAUGCUGAUAGCCACUUAUUUCCAAACACAGCAAGGAAUUCUCAUGUUAGUGAACAUAACUGUGGCAUACCCUUUAUAUGGAUGAAAAGUAGAUAUUUAUAAUCAGCUUCAGGUUUUGCAACAAGUGCUUGUUACCAUUGUGUGACAAUUUUAGGUAGCAAAUUCUCUGAUAUUCUCUGAACUCUUCACCCUUAAUGAGUGCGUUCUAUAGGAUUGAUUUUUUUUUUUUUUUGCUAUUCUGCGAAUAAAACUUCCUUUCUUGUCUUCUAAAACUUGCCAGUAUCUCUAUUUCAAAAGCAUUACUGUUUGUAAUUCUUGAGUACAUGGUAUGAAUUGAAUGUUUAUUGCACUCUGUAAAUAUUGGCACUGAAUGAACUGUUACCUCAUUUUGUAACUGAUUUAAGGACAAGAGGGGUUUAAAUAGUAUCAUCCUUUGUUCAUAAUUAUUUUGUGACUAGAGCCUUUAUGCACCUGUAUCCUAUUGCUGGGCAGCUGCUUAUGCAUGUUAGAAUGUAUUUCUGUUGGAAAAGGAGGACAGUUUUGGAGUAUUCUUUAAAUACUUGAUACAAACAGUGGUUUGUUCUUCUGGUGGUUUGUAUGUGCUUGGGAUCUUCCAUCUGCAGCUCUCAAAACUUCUUAGCCUCAUGAGAAGUUCAGUUUCUGAGAACUGUAAAAUUUGCUGAUGUAACAGUUAACAUUCAGAAAAGCCCAUUUUCCAAGUAUUGUUUUGGAGAUCCAUUGCUUUAAAUUUAGAUCACAAACCCUUCUCUGAGGUGCACCACAGUUCAAGGGAAUCCUGGCAAAGAAGCACUUAAAGGUAGCUUUUAAUCUUGCAUACACCUUCAGUAAAACUGAAUUGUCAUAUAAAAGCAUUUUUGUUGAUACUAAAAAUGUCUUGUUAGUAUGGGAUGCCUUUCCUGAGAUAUCAUUAUGCAGUGAAAAACCGAAGAAAAUCUGUAAUGGGAGUUGCCAUUUUUGUUUAGUGUACAUUAAUGUUCCCAGAUGAUCAGACUGUCCUCUAAAUCACUGGUUACCUAACAGAUUUGUGCUGCCAAAUUUAGUAGGAUUAGAAUUUUCCGUAGUAUUGCUGAGUUCUUAUACUGUCCUUGCUAUUUCUGCGUGUUCAUUGGACAGAGCUGUUACUGAGCUAAGUAAUCUGAUGCAGAUUACUGAGAGAAAGGAACAGAUUACCUACAAAAAUGAUGCUGUGCCUGUAGUGGCUAGUUGGAUGAAAAUAGAACAGGAACUGUUGUGUCCUUGUUCUGUCCGGGUGGUGUUGCGUUCUUUCUCAUCCUUAGCAUUUGUUCUGCGAUGUGUGAGGUUUUAGAUUUUUUUUAAACCCUGUUCUUUCUGCUGCAGAAACUUGAGAAAGGACCAUCCAGGAUAGUAAUUCAGCAAUACUGUUCCAAGGCAUUAGAACUAUUUUAGUUGUUUACCUGUAGAAAUGUGGCGAGUUUUUUUGCCCUCUUAGGUUUAUUCUGUUCCUUCAAUAAAGGAAAGAUAGCAAGAAUGACUUUGUCCUAUAUACAGCACUGUCACUGACCACUUUGGAUUUUCUUGAGAAUAGCCCUGACUUGUAUGAAAAUCUCUUAUUUAGCAAAGUCAGAGAUGUACAAGUUUCAGAUGGUAAGUCUGUUGCACCUAUGUGCUUGUUCUGGUAUCACUCCUGCCAUCAGCCCAUCCCUCUGCAGUGCCUCAUAUUGCACAAAUACUCCAGUUUUGUACUGGCUGAACAUCAUUCCACCCAGAGACACUUAGGCCAGGACCCUCUGCCAAUCUCGCCAUCAUAAAUUCUGGUCAAGAAUGACUGGUGCUUUUGUAUUAUUAGUGGACGUAAGAGAUGUAUACCAAAAUUUAUAAACAAUAGAUUGAAUCAAGCAGCUGCUGGAAGCAGCGCAAUGAACCGUGUUGCUAUAUUUUUCUAAUGCAAAGCUCUAAGUUUCCCAGACACAGGAAGAAUCUGCAGAAAGAAUCCCCAGCAUUACAGAUUCAUUAUUCAUUGAAAGACAGUAAACCAAGAGCAGGAGCUGUGGCUUUUUACAUCUGGUACGUCAAAGCGUAGUGAUAGGGCCUGUACACCAAGAUUAAGAUUCUAGGGCUAAUAAAGUCUUUAAAGCCCCUCUCAGACAAGUUAAUGUCUUCCCUGGGUUGAACCUAGACUUCCUGGUCUCUUCUAAAUAUAUAUGGCCUAUAGGUGGGCUGCUUUCUAUCAUUUCCUUUGGAUGUUGGAGAAUCCAAGAGCGGCUUUUUGGGGGAGAUGUUGCAGCCCAGUCACUGACUUACCAGUUGCUUAGUAGAUCUGUCUGCUCAGUGAGUGCUGGUUCAGUGUGGGAUCACACAGGUGUCUUUUUUACUUACAGUAUCUUGACAGAUCACUGGUUUAGAAAAAAAAAUGUGACAAGAUGCAAAACAAAAUAUUGAUGGCAGGAAGACUUGCCCUGAAUAUCGUGAGAGAAUGAACACAUCAGCGCAUCACAGAUGAGAUUUGCUAUUAAGCAAAAAUAAUUUUGCUCUCCCAAUCUGCAGAACUGGUUGAACAAUCUGAUAAGGCAGGAUGACAGUCCUUACAAAUAACAGCCAAAUUCUAGUGAGGAUUAUAAAUAUGACUCGUGAAGACCAGUUUGUUUUGAACUACUUGUCUUCCUCCCAGGCUUGUGCUUUUAUGGAGGACAUUAUCAUCUGAAAUUCAUCAGAAACUGAUUUUUUCAACAACUUCUAUGGGUGGGGGGAGAGUUUACUUUGCAGAACUUGGAAGAGGUAUCCACGUGUUCAUCGUGUCUGGUCAAUGCCUGCAGAAAACGUGAGUUCUCUGUUGACAAGGAGUGCUUCCUUCACCCACUUUAGGGCAAACAGGAAGAGAUGUGUUGGAAGCACCUGGAAGAAUUUGUUUGAAAUCUUGCCAAGAAACUGAAGGAAGUGCUGAGUGGAGUAUUCUGUGUGG
Messenger RNA from Cuculus canorus (common cuckoo), 4886 nucleotides. RefSeq names its product CXXC repeat containing interactor of PDZ3 domain (gene CRIPT). The record is from RefSeq and is a predicted model, not a curated record. Gene Ontology annotation, molecular function: microtubule binding; PDZ domain binding. Gene Ontology annotation, biological process: cytoplasmic microtubule organization. Lineage: Eukaryota; Metazoa; Chordata; Aves; Cuculiformes; Cuculidae. The transcript is spliced from 5 exons. The coding region runs from base 69 to 374 and encodes 101 amino acids. Gene Ontology annotation, cellular component: dendrite.